UUUCCUAAACAGGAAGUGGGAGUCCAAAGCGCACAAGUUUGGCGUCUGCUUCGAACCGGUUCACACUCAUCGCCGGGGACCCAGACAUUUAUGACCGAAAGGCUUGGAGUCCGCUGGAACUGAGCCACACGAGACUGGCAGCCAUGGGGGCCAUGUUCCGCAGCGAGGAAGUGUGUCUGGUGCAGCUCUUCCUUCAGUCCGGUUCGGCCUACAACUGUGUCAGCGAGUUGGGGGAGCUGGGCCUGGUGGAGUUCAGAGAUUUAAAUCCUAACGUGAACGCCUUUCAGAGGAAAUUUGUUGGUGAGGUGAGACGAUGCGAGGAGCUUGAGAAAACCUUUUCAUUCCUGGAGCAGGAGAUGAAUCGAUCUCUGACCCCUCCUUUGAACGGCCCCCUCCCCGCUCCUUGUCCGACACCUUCGGCCCCCCAGCCCCGCGAGCUCAUCGCCAUUGAGGAGGAGAGCGAGAGGCUGGCCAGAGAGCUUCGAGAGGUGUCCAGAAACAGAGACAGUCUUCGCGCUCAGCUGACCCAGCUGUGCCAGUACAGAGGGGUGCUGACCAGAACACACUCUCUUACAGCUUCACAGGCGCCCCCGUCUCUCCUGGAAAGCCAAUGUCUGUUUGAUAACCACCGUGAUGUCCACCUGAGUUUUGUAGCGGGAGUGGUCCACCCUUGGAGGGUGCCUUCAUUUGAGCGACUGUUGUGGCGAGCGUGCCGUGGUUAUAUUAUUGUGGAUUUUAGAGAAAUGGAGGAUCGUCUCGAGCAUCCGGACACGGGAGAGAUGGUGCAGUGGACCGUGUUCCUCAUUUCCUAUUGGGGGGACCAGAUAGGACAGAAAGUGAAGAAGAUUUGUGACUGCUUCCGCACACAGACAUUUGUGUAUCCUGAGAACACAGCUGAAAGAGAGGAAAUUCUUCAGGGAUUACAAGGCAGAAUUGAAGAUAUCAAAUCUGUGUUGUCUCAGACCGAGACCUUCCUGCAGCAGCUGCUCAUGCGGGCGGUGGUCGUGUUGCCCCAGUGGAAGGUGCGCGUCCAGAAGUGCAAGGCGGUCCAAAUGGUCCUGAACCUCGGCAGCCCCUCCGUCACUGACAAGUGCCUGAUCGCUGAGGCGUGGUGUCCCGUCACUAAGUUGCCUGAGCUGCAGAGCGCCCUGAGAGAAGGAGGGAGAAAAAGUGGCAGUGGCGUUGACUCUUUCUACAACCGUUUGCCUUCAUCUACCUCUCCGCCUACCCUGUUCCCUCUCAACUCUUUCACCGCUGGUUUCCAGAACAUUGUGGAUGCCUACGGAGUGGCGAGCUACCGGGAAGUCAAUCCAGCCGUGUACACCAUAAUUACAUUCCCCUUCCUGUUCGCUGUCAUGUUCGGGGAUGUGGGUCAUGGUGUGCUGAUGACCCUGGCCGGCCUUUGGAUGGUUCUUGAGGAGAAGGACCCCAAGCUGAGAAGCAACAAUAAUGAGAUCUGGAAGAUGAUGUUUGGGGGUCGGUAUCUGAUUCUGCUGAUGGGCCUGUUCUCCAUCUACACGGGAGCCAUUUACAACGAGUGCUUCAGCCGCGGCCUCAACACUUUCAGCUCAGGGUGGCACGUCGGCCCAAUGUUUGAGAAAAACACUUGGAACGCAUCCGUCCUGGCAGGGAACAAGUUUUUAUCGAUGGAUCCUGUCGUGCCCGGUGUCUUCACCAGUCCUUAUCCAUUUGGCAUUGACCCAAUUUGGGGUUUGGCCAAUAACAAGCUCACCUUCCUCAACUCGUACAAGAUGAAGAUGUCUGUUAUCAUCGGCAUCAUUCACAUGACUUUUGGAGUCUGUUUGUCAUUCUUCAACUAUGUGCACUUUGGCAAGUUGAGCAGCGUGUUCCUCGUGCUGAUCCCAGAGCUGUUCUUCAUGUUGUGUCUGUUCGGGUACCUGGUGUUUCUGGUGGUGUUCAAGUGGAUCGCCUACACUCCUGCCCAGUCCAAAAUCGCCCCCAGUAUACUCAUCCAUUUUAUAGACAUGUUUCUCUUCACAGAGAAUGAAGACAACCCACCUCUAUAUAAGGCACAGGGUAUUGUACAGAAAGUGCUGGUGGUCCUGGCGCUGUGCUCCGUUCCCGUCCUCCUGCUUGGGAAACCACUAUUUGAAUACAUCACCCACAAGGGGAGACGUCAGCAGCCGGAAGAGAGACGCCAGCUGUUGGCCGACGAAGCCUCCAUCAACAUCCGACACGGGGAGGUGGACGGAGGUUCUGCUGAGGAGGAGGAGGACUUUGAUGCUGCUGACGCGUUCAUGCAUCAGGCCAUCCACACCAUCGAGUACUGCCUGGGCUGCAUCUCCAACACCGCCUCCUACCUCCGACUCUGGGCUCUCAGCCUGGCACACGCACAGCUGUCAGAGGUGUUGUGGGUCAUGGUGAUGCGUGUUGCCCUGAGGUGGCAGGGCUACGUGGGCUCUGUGGUUCUCUUUGUGGUCUUCGCUUUCUUUGCUGUGUUGACCAUCUCCAUCCUGCUGGUUAUGGAGGGCCUGUCAGCUUUCCUACAUGCACUCCGUCUACACUGGGUGGAGUUCCAGAACAAGUUCUACAGUGGGUCAGGCUAUAAACUGCACCCGUUCGCUUUCUCAUCGAUUAUUAAUGCGUCAGCUAACAUAUGAACAUCAUUCUGGCCAAAGAAUUCACUGAAAUUGCAAAAUCAUUCAUUUAUUAUACCUCAUUGAGUUCUUGGACUGGAACGGACUAACACAACAGUGUUCUGUGGACUGAGGCUUUUAUAUAACGGAUUAAUUGCACAAUGAACAUGAUAGUAUUGACUGUUAUUAUGCCAUAAUUAGAAUGAUAUCCAAGAUACAGUUGCUUUAUUUAAAUAUACUACUCUCUUUUCAAAUUUUAUUCAGUCAGUGUUAUGUAAAUGCAUUCUAGUUAUUCAUUCCUAAAACUUAGUUAUUGAUACUUUUCACUGUGACAUUUAUGAUAAUCUUAACAUUUAAAAGGGAAAUUUAGGGGAACAUAUGUUGAAUUGUUCUGCUAAAAACACUAUUCCCACAGUGUCAUGUCGUUUGAGCACAUGCAAAUGUUAAACAGUUUAAUCUUAAAACAUGAGUAACAGUUUUCUCUUUUGCCUUACUGAGAUAGCUUAUGAAGUCAUUAAGUUGUUGGGACCACAUUGGCAUGAUGAUAUUUUGAACCACAUCAGGAUAUGUUUCUCUUUUUCUUAUUCCCCCCCCCCCCCCCCCGCCCCCCUCUUGUUAUGCACUGUCCAAGUGAUCAAAUUUCAACUGAAAUUAAAUAAAAUUUUGUGUUCUUGUA
Molecule: messenger RNA, 3273 nt
Organism: Phycodurus eques (leafy seadragon)
Lineage: Eukaryota; Metazoa; Chordata; Actinopteri; Syngnathiformes; Syngnathidae
Gene: tcirg1b
Product: T cell immune regulator 1, ATPase H+ transporting V0 subunit a3b
Exons: 21
Coding region: 144-2621 (825 amino acids)
Biological process (GO): vacuolar acidification; proton transmembrane transport
Cellular component (GO): vacuolar proton-transporting V-type ATPase, V0 domain; vacuolar proton-transporting V-type ATPase complex; plasma membrane
Molecular function (GO): ATPase binding; proton-transporting ATPase activity, rotational mechanism
Source: RefSeq, a predicted model, not a curated record